Messenger RNA from Lachancea nothofagi CBS 11611, 954 nucleotides. The record is from the annotation of a GenBank genome assembly. Lineage: Eukaryota; Fungi; Ascomycota; Saccharomycetes; Saccharomycetales; Saccharomycetaceae.
AUGCUCCGUCAUACUUUGAGGCCGGCACUACGAGACAUUAAACUAUGGAAUCUACGCUCCUACGCCAAAAGUGCUUCUUUGGGUAUUGAUUCUAGUGUUGAGAAUAAUCUGCAAACAGAAACCAAUAGAGUUUCUAAGACUUUGCAAAAAUUCUGGAACGUUGUAUCUAGUCAAGAGUCUGAACGUGGCAUCACGAUAACACUGGACAGCAAACCAGUCAGAACGCCUUUGGGUAACGCAUUGACCGUCUCGAAAGAUCGGAGAUUAUUGGCUUUAGUUCUAGAAAACGAAUGGGCUAAUUUGGCCAGCUUGUCAAUCAAACCACACUCUUUACCCGUUACCUCGAUUGUUUCUCGUUGCAUAGAUCUGGAAUACGCAUCGAGGCCAGAUUCAGAUGCUGAUCUCGUUGCUAAGAUUGGCGGAGAUCGUGCCAAGAUAUCAGACACUUUACUUCGCUACCUAGAUACAGACACUCUGCUAUGCCUUUCCCCUAGUGCUGAAUUUGAGGGCGCACUUAGAGCUGCUCAGAACAAACUAUAUCUUCCAAUAAUCAAUGCCGCAGAGACGUUUCUAUCCAAAUUUUCUAAUGAACCUGUUUCGAUUGCCAUCCUUGACGCCGAUCUCCACGGUCUCAGAGGAAAUAUCCAAUCUGAAGCUACGAAGGCAGCGGCAUUGAAGUAUUUGGGUUCGCUUUCGCUAUGGGACCUAGCCGUAUUUGAGAAUACCGUUCUAACCACGAAAUCAUUCAUGUGUGGCCUUUUGCUUCUUGCAAACAAGGCGCUAACUCCUCAUUCGGAUCUUUCUAAAACGAUGGAGCAACUUGCGCAGUGUGCUACUUUAGAGACGAUCUAUCAGGUUGAAAGAUGGGGUGAAGUUGAGGAUACUCACGACGUAGACUACAGAGACGUUAGACGAAAGACUAAUGCUGCAGCUAUCGUUGCAUACAAAGAAUAG